This is a messenger RNA of Gekko japonicus, 1607 nucleotides long. RefSeq names its product zinc finger protein 346-like. NCBI's taxonomy places the organism in Eukaryota, Metazoa, Chordata, Lepidosauria, Squamata, Gekkonidae. The coding region runs from base 1 to 1065 and encodes 354 amino acids. The record is from RefSeq and is a predicted model, not a curated record. The transcript is spliced from 7 exons. Gene Ontology annotation, molecular function: double-stranded RNA binding; zinc ion binding.
AUGGCUCUUCAGGAGGGUCGAAAUGGGUCAUAUGACUCCCUUUCAAAAUCGAUCGAAAACCGACUCUCGCGGGAGUGCAAAGAAUUAGCCCUCUGUCCCGAGCUUUCCUGUUCCCGCGGUUUACGAGGGAGACUCUCGCGAUAUGUGCCUUUGAAGCCAGGACUUCUCGCGAUAUCUCGGAGCUCUGGGAGAAAGCGGGUACCUCGGGGGCGGCGACGCUGGGACAAAAUGGCGGAGGAACCGGGUAGCAACGGGGACGCGUUAGCUUUGCCGGUGGGAAAGGAGGCAGUGGAUCGUCUGAUCAAAGAAAACAGCCACAUCUUCACUGACACACAGUGCAAAGUGUGUAGUGCAGUUCUCAUCUCUGAGUCACAGAAGCUUGCUCACUAUCAGAGUAAGAAACAUGCAAACAAAGUUCGGCAGUAUAUGUCUAUCCAUGGUGAGGAAGAGCUCAGCCAAAGCAAGAAAAUAAAAUUGGACACAAAGCAGCAAGGUAGCAAUGGAGAAGACAGGAACAAGUGCUGUCCCAUCUGUAAUAUGACCUUUUCCUCACCUGUUAUGGCUAACUCCCACUACCUAGGCAAGACCCAUGCCAAGAAUCUGAAGCUGCAUUCUCCUAAAGCAGAAGCUGUUGUUCCUGCUCAGAAACAAGCUGCUAAUGCACCUCCCACUACUGUGUCCUCUAAUGAAGAGAACCAAAACACUUCUGACCCAAACAAAUUCUGCAGUCUCUGCCACGCCAUUUUCAAUAACCCACUGAUGGCGAAACAGCACUAUGUAGGCAAGAAACACAAAAAGCAGGAGACCAAACUUAAGCUAAUGGCACACUAUGGGAGAACCCCUGAGGAACCUGCUGCUUCAACAGCUGGGAAGGGGUAUCCUUGCAAUACCUGUAACAUAGUACUGAACUCUAUAGAGCAAUACCAGGCUCACAUCAGCGGUUUCAAACACAGGAAUCAGAUACCAGGAGCAGUACCCAUUACAGGACGGUACCAAAAGCAGCAGUACACACGAGAGGAGACAGCAGGCCCUGAUGGCUACAGCUACUUUAGCCAAGACCUCUAGAGCAAGAUCCAUUGGAUUUGGAUUGCAAAUGGCCCAAAUGUGAACAUCUUUUAUCAGCCCACUGUGGUUUUGUUGUUCCUCUGGCUAUAAGAAAUCCUCCUGUCCUGCAGUGCACAGGUUUAGCUGAUUUCAGAACUAACAGUUGGCUAAAGGAUCUAGAAGGGACAGAUCUACCAGUUGGCAUUCGCUCAGUCCUUUAGAAUAGUUUUCAUUGUGUAAUCUCUUGCAGAAAUGGCUGAGAUGGGGGCGGGUCUUGUGUCUGGCAUGAGUGUCUGCCAGUGUUCUCUCAAGCCCAUCCUUUUCUUCUGCUCAGAAGACUCAGAGGGAAGUUCUCCACCCAGUACCAGCCAGAGAAGAUUGACCUUUGGAAGAACGUUUAAGGUUUCGGGUAACAGAGUGCUUAAGUAUGAGGUGUGGUAUUGGGCAUAAUUGGACAGACUGGCUAUCCUUCACUCUCCUAGAAAGGAGUAAUAUCUUUGUGUUUGUCUUGCCCUUUCUUUGGUUGGGUUUGUGUGCAGAGUUUCUUAGGUCAUUGAUUGCCA